CGUGUCUUCAAGUGUCGUGCAUGCAUUUUAUGCAUCUGUUGCUUUGCAUGCACUCUCUCUCCUCUUUUUUUUUCUCUCUCUCUCUCUAAAAACACACGCUUUCUUGGUCUUACCCACACGCACAGCCCCACUACCGCCGUAACGCUCUCUCUCACCCUCCAUGAACCACCGCCAAUCUCAAUCCACUUCACUCUGGUUUGUUUGUUUGUUUGUUUGAAUGACCAAUUCUAGAUUGGGGCCUAAAGAUUUUGGACAAGACUUCGAUUUUGGGUUAAUGGGGUCCAAGAUUUGCAUGAAUGCUUCGUGUAAAGCGACCAAUACGCACGAAUGGAAGAGAGGCUGGCCUUUACGAUCCGGUGGAUUCGCCGAUCUUUGCCACAAGUGCGGAUCUUUCUUUGAGGAUCUGCUUUUCUGUGAUAAAUUCCACCCGGAGGAAACUGGUUGGAGGGAAUGCAGUUUAUGCAACAAGCGUAUCCACUGUGGAUGCAUAAUGUCUAAGCCUUUGUAUGAGUACCUGGAUUUUGGGGGUGUAGAGUGUAUCAGCUGUGCAAAGAGCUCUGGACUUUAUUCGAUCUGGAGGGGUGAAAUUCCUAAUGGAUUUGGUUCAUUUACAUUGAAUAAUGCUGGUGAUUCAUUAUCCAGUCCUUUUGAGAAAAAUUUGGUCAGUGAGAGUGUCAAUGAGGGAAAACUUAUGCAAUUGUGCAGAAUUGCAGAGGAUAAUGCACCAAACCUUUUGCCUCAAUCUCAGACAGGAGAAGCAAAUGCAUCUCAAGUUGGUACAGUCUUUUCUAAUGUGACUCAACCAUCCGUCGGAUCAGUAACAUUUGCCAAGUCAGAAAGUAGUAGACAAUUGUUAGAGGGUAAAGAUAUGCAUGAAUCGUUAACUCAGCCGUCUUUGAGUAUGACCUUGGGAACUCCAAAUUUCAUGAUACCAUUUUCUGGUGGAGCUUUAGAUGAGCAGAGCAAAACACAUUCUCCCUUACAAAAAGGGCAAAGAUCUCGCCCUAUAUUGCCCAAACCCCUAAAAAGUGGCCUCAGUGCAAGUUCAGAGACAAAUAAGGGGGUGAUUCAGAUGCGAAUUGCUAGGCCACCUGCUGAAGGACGGGGGAAGAAUCAAUUACUUCCUCGAUACUGGCCAAGGAUUACUGACCAAGAGCUGGAGAAAUUAUCUGGAGAUUUGAAUUCCACUAUUGUGCCAUUGUUUGAGAAAGUGCUGAGUGCCAGUGAUGCUGGUCGAAUUGGUCGUUUGGUUCUCCCAAAAGCAUGUGCUGAGGCAUAUUUUCCUCCUAUUUCUCAAUCAGAAGGCUUGCCUUUAAGGAUUCAAGAUGUGAAGGGGAAUGAGUGGACAUUUCAGUUCAGAUUUUGGCCCAAUAACAACAGCAGGAUGUAUGUUUUAGAGGGUGUAACCCCUUGCAUACAGUCUAUGCAAUUACGAGCGGGUGACACUGUAACAUUUAGUCGGAUAGAUCCCGGAGGCAAACUUGUAAUGGGGUUUCGAAGGGCAUCAAACACUGUUGAUACACAGGAUGCCCACACAUCUGCCCUUCCUAAUGGCACACCAUCUGGGGAAACCUCCUUCUCUGGUGUUAUUGAGAAUCUGCCUUCAGGAAACGGUUACUCUGGGCUUUUUCAAACAAUGAAAGGAAGCACAGAAACUCACCUAAUCUUAUCUGAAAAUUUGCAUUCCGGGGAUGGGGAUAUCAGGUUGCAUACAAGUGAUAACCAUGGACUUGGGACAAAUGAAGAUUCUCUGCAGCAACCAUUGCCAAUUUCAGAGAAGAAGAGGACUCGAAAUAUUGGUGCUAAAAGUAAGAGACUGCUAAUGAAUAGUGAAGAGGCUUUGGAGCUGAGACUUACAUGGGAAGAAGCACAGGACUUGCUUCGUCCACCUCCAGGUGUCAAGCCUAGCGUUGUUACUAUUGAGGACCAUGAAUUUGAGGAAUAUGAUGAACCUCCUGUUUUUGGAAAAAGGACUUUAUUCACUGCUCGGCCAUCUAGGGGCCAGGAACAAUGGGCUCAGUGUGAUGACUGCUCCAAAUGGCGAAGGUUGCCUGUGGAAGUUCUUCUCCCUCCAAAAUGGACAUGUUCAGAAAAUGAAUGGGAUUCAAGCAGGUGUUCCUGUUCUGUUCUGGAGGAGAUCAGUCAAAAGGAAUUGGAGAAUCUUUUGAGAGCAAGCAAAGCCCCCUCUAUAUCUUCCCCAGAUUUCAAGAAGCGAAGAAUUGUGGGAAGCCAUAAGUCAGCUCAAGAACGUGAGCCUUCUGGCUUGGAUGCUCUGGCUAGUGCUGCAGUUCUGGGAGACAAUGUGGGGGAUUCAGGUGAACCAUCGGUUGGAGCCACCACCAAGCAUCCCCGACACCGCCCUGGUUGCAGUUGUAUUGUGUGCAUCCAGCCCCCAAGCGGGAAGGGUAAGCACCCCCCCACCUGCACAUGCAAUGUAUGCAUGACUGUAAAGCGCAGGUUUAAAACCCUUAUGCUGCGCAAGAAGAAACGCCAAUCAGAACGUGAAGCAGAGACUGCCCAGAAGGAUCAUAAGCACCCUAGGAAUAAAUCAGAAAUGAAUGGCAAACCCAAAGAUGCACAGUUGCCAACGAAUCAUCUGGAGCAUGAAGCAAGUCAGAGUAGAAUUAAAGCUGAGGUGGCUGGGACUAGCAAUGGACAAAUAGACCUGAAUUCUCAUCCCAAUCGUGAAGACAUGCAACUGGAUCUGGAUGUACCAGGAAUGAGCCUGUUUAGCCUUGUUCAAGCAGCCAGCAUUCCAUUAGAGGAUUAUAUAGAGCAAAGGAUGACAAGCUUUACAUGUGAUCAACAGGGUAGUCUAGGUUCCGGUAUACACCCACAAGUUUCUGGAGAGAACAAGAAACGCUUGUCUGAUGAAGGGAGCCUUGCAUCUGGGGUUUGGGAGCAUGAGAGUAGAGGUGAUGGAGGAAGUUAUCAUGAGUCCAAUUUAGAUUGAAACCAUCUUUAAUGAAAGAGUUUUUUUUUUUCCUCCUCUCUCUCUCUCUCUUUGAAAGUAUAGUUUUGUUUGUUUUCUAAUAUUAAUGAGGCGGUGUUACAAAUCUUUCUCUCUACAAUUUACAAAUGUAAUCUCUUUUUUUUUUUA
Quercus robur (English oak) is the source of this 3100-nucleotide messenger RNA. RefSeq names its product B3 domain-containing transcription repressor VAL1. Gene Ontology annotation, molecular function: zinc ion binding; DNA binding. Lineage: Eukaryota; Viridiplantae; Streptophyta; Magnoliopsida; Fagales; Fagaceae. The transcript has 14 exons. The coding region runs from base 218 to 2953 and encodes 911 amino acids. The record is from RefSeq and is a predicted model, not a curated record.